This is a messenger RNA of Nylanderia fulva, 2679 nucleotides long. RefSeq lists its product as uncharacterized. NCBI's taxonomy places the organism in Eukaryota, Metazoa, Arthropoda, Insecta, Hymenoptera, Formicidae. The record is from RefSeq and is a predicted model, not a curated record.
GCGAAAAAAUGCGAGUAAAAAGGAACGGAACGGAGAAUGGACGAAUCCGAUUGGCCGCGCCAUGUUGUUAUCAUUUUUCUUCCCAUUUCGAUACACAAGUCGUGAAAAUCGUGACGUCGCCGGCAAACGAGCGUCUGCUCCGCGUCAAGUGUCAAGUCUCGUGCGAGAAAUAGGUGUCUAUUAUUAUUGACGCAAUUAUCUGCGUCUCCUGUGUGCUUUUCCGAUUUGGAGACUGUACGAAAAAAUAGGUCCUCGAAAAGGAGAUGAGGAAGAGAGGUGAAGGGGAGGAUUCGAAGAUGUGCAGUUUCAACAGGACGAGAGAAAAAGACGGAUUUUUCAUAUUUCAUCGCGUUUCCGAGAUGUCAAAUAAAUAAGUAGAUCCAAGAGUUCGAUCUACAAACAAGAUGCUUGAUUUCUCCUGUGACACGUUGAUGGAGGGGGAAUGUUGAAUGAGAUUCAAAGAACAACGAGUGUGACAAUCUUAAGAUAGAAAAUGGAUCUAAUGUGCAUCACAGACUACAAUAAUGCUUGUAAAAGACGAUGAGAAGUAUAUGCGCAGAAAACUAAUACAAUACAUCUACUUAAGAUACAUGUGAUAAGACUUGGAGUCAAUCUCGAAAUGCAGGAAAGUGCAUUGAAGAUGUUGAAGAAGCAUUCUGCAUAAAUUGCAUGUUGCGAAAGCAUUACUGGGCAACGAUGAAUCUCUGAGCUCAUUGCACAGCGAUACCCUGAUGCACUUCUGGAUCAACAAACCGGCGGGCAGGUACUACGGCUUCACCGGCCGCCGAUACCCCGCCACACCUGUGCCCAAAACACGCAGCCAAUGUCGGCGCGGCGGCGAGCUCAGGCAAAUGGUGACUCCGGUGCGUCGAUUUCAGGGCCUCGCAGGUAACUUCGCAGCCGGAAACGCAUCGUCAGCCGGGCCUAGUAAUAUCAAUAAUUCCUGCCGAAGCAUCGUCGCCCGGUCGACCACGACGACGACGUCAUCCGCGCGAAUCCACAACAACGAGAACCGUUCGUCGACGUCGCUCAGCGCCGCCCAACUCGCUCAGCUGAACAACAUCCCCAACAACGUCACCGACGCUAGCAACAAUCAGCUGAUUCUAUCUAACACGACUGGUGCGGGCGGCACCAACAGAAAUCUACUGGGCUUCUUUGAAUUCAGCGACGCCGAACUGGCUGGCUACCGACUACGUUGCGCCGUCUGGAUCACGUUCGUCUUGGCGACGGGUUUCGUGGCGGCCGCUAAGUUCUACUUCGGUUAUAGGGGGCCAGGCUUGGAGAUACUCAUGUUUUGCGGGCUGCUGAUACUGCUGCUGUCGGCAUGUCUGUACUCGAUCUUCUGUCGUCGUCACGAUCAAAGCCAUUAUCACCACGGCAGUCGACCGGAGCACAGUGCUCGCAUGCAGGAGGAUCACCUGGCCGCUUUGACGAACGCGUCUGGUAUCGGCGAAACCGUCGUCGGCAGAAUGACAACGACGGUGUCGACAACGGCGACGGCGAUAAGACAGAACCCACCGCCGCCACCUUAUCACAUCGCCAUCCUGAUACCGCCGCUGCCACCUACGUUCUCGGACGAGGCGCCGCCACCCAGUUACGACAAGGUAUGCGAUGAGAUCGCCGGACCAGCGUGAAAUUCUUCAAGGUCGGACUCGUCCGAAAAUCUUUCUUCCUUCGCGACAUUCUCGUGUCUCCACUUACACUUACGCAAGAGGUGGCCGCAAAUCAAUUCUCUUUAGGAUUAGGAUUAACUUUCACGUCUGUGAUAGGAACGCAAUCGACGAUAACACAUCGACAACACAACGGGAGAUUGAGAGAUUCGGAAAAAAAGAAGUUAUAUUUAGAAGUUAGCUAUAUUUUCUAGUGGGCAUUAUAGUGGGGGAGCAGAGGAUGGGAACCACGCUCCUCCACCGAAUUUACGUUUACAGUGCGGGUAAACUCUAUUCUAAUCUUUUUAUACUACGAGAUACUGUGUGAUAUAUUUGGCUUAGCUUUAGCUUGGCGCAAAACAGCGCAAACUCGAGCGAUCUUAUUCCAUUUGAUCAAUUUUAUUGAUUCUUCCGGUUCUGAGGACUUCCUUAAAUACAUAUAAUUAUUCCAAGAAUUCGCUAUGAAUCAUUACGUUCGAUUACCUCGUUACUUUCAUGAGUCACUUAUAUUAUAAGGAUGGAGAGGAUUAUUCUUGUUACUCACGUACAGACAUACAUAUACACAGACACUCACGAUAUGAAAGAAAAGAAGCGCACAAAUUUAAACAUGCGAUUCGAGUCGACGUAUCGAGUUUGCAAAACACACGGCUCGAUCGACGUUACUUACAAUAAGCAGCUAAUAAUAGGCACGUUUGACGUACAGUAUCAGUUUUCAAGCAGGUGUUCAACGACCUGUUCAUCAAACGUGCACGAACGUUACCGAAUAUCAUAUACACAAGUACGGUUUAAAUCUCGUGGCUUCACGACGAACAAUACGUAAGCAUGCGAUGUUUCAUGAUAAUUUAUGAUGUUAGCAAGCUAUGAGCGUGAAAUGUAAUACGAUUUUAUAUUUCUUUUUCCAAGAAUGCAAGAGAGAGAGAGAAAGAAAAGGAAAGAAAAUAUGUGUAUGCAUGCCUGUAAAUGAUUCUUUAUGUUAUAACUCUGUAUAUAUUUAAGGACAAGUACAUAUAAUACAUAUUGAGAUCUCGUA